GGAAAAUACACUCCAGGGGCUAUCCCCCACUCCCAACACAGCGCUUCUAUAGACUGGAGUGACUAAGAGGAAGGACAGAGAGAGAGAGAGAGAGAGCAUCAGUCGGGAACAUAGAUCACACAGAAAGCCUGGGGGAGCAUUGCGAGCACUGUAACAGACAGAGAGAGGGAGGAGAGCAGAGCAGAGGAUACAGAGGAGGGGAGAGGAACUGGUUCCUGCCAUUGCACUGCUCUGUGGAUGAAAUCCCAGGUUCCCAGUGAGAGGCAAUAGGUGGCAAGUGCUGUGCAGAGAGAGGAGGAGAGAGACAGCAGCAACCACAGGGAUCCUGGGGGCUGACAGAAGAUCCAGGGCUUUGCAGUUUGAAUCCAGGAGGAGAGAGCAAAACCCCCCAAAAAAUGGAUGUUUUCAUGAAAGGCUUAUCCAAAGCCAAGGAUGGGGUGGUGGCUGCUGCAGAGAAAACCAAACAGGGGGUAGCCGAUGCAGCAGAGAAAACCAAGGAAGGGGUGAUGUAUGUGGGAUCCAAAACUAAGGAAGGUGUUUCAAGUGUGGUUUCAGUGGCUGAGAAAACAAAGGAGCAGGCCUCGUUGGUGGGUGGAGCAGUCAUCACUGGAGUCUCUGCCGUGGCACAGAAGACUGUGGAUGGAGCCGGUAACAUCGCAGCGGCUACAGGCUUGGUGAAAAAGGAAGAUUUUCCCACUGAUAUAAAGCCUGAGGAGGUCGGGGAAGAGGCGGUUGAAGAUUCCAUGGUAGGCAGUGAAAUGGAACCAGAGGGGGGACCUCACGUUGAACCCGAGGUCUAUGAAGAAGCUCCACAGGAAGAGUAUCAGGAGUAUGAGCCCGAGGCAUGAAGAACUGUGUAACCAAGACUAAAAAAAACACUGAUUACUGUAACCGUCCUUAAGUAAUACAAUAAUGAUUCCUUGACCUGACUUUUGUUAUAACCCUUUUGGUAGCCAUACUGUGACUGUACAAUGUAAUAUGCAAGGACCCAUUUCACUGUUCUCCCUCCCACUGAAAUGAGUCCUUGGCUUUGUAAUGAUGAUGUGUUUUGUGAACUGUUUCUACGUGUGAUUUUUUUUGUGUGUAUCAAGGAAAACAAAAUGACCAAUGUUCACGCUAACCUCAAGUAUGAUCUUCCAAUCUAAUAGCUGACCUAGCUGUAACUGAUUCCAUGUUUCAUAUGGACUGAUUUUUAUACAUCGUUUUACCUCAAUGUUGUUUGUGAAUCCAUUCGACGGAUAACAUGUGUUGCACUGAGAAUUUGUGGUCCGAGUCUGGUCUGAAUAUGUCGCGAGUCGUAAAACAAAGUAAGUGAGAUGUAUCUGUGUGCUGAGAAAAUAAAGUAAUAGAACCACGUU
This is a messenger RNA of Callorhinchus milii (elephant shark), 1358 nucleotides long. It is a transcript of the gene sncb, whose product is annotated as synuclein, beta. Gene Ontology annotation, biological process: chemical synaptic transmission; synapse organization; synaptic vesicle endocytosis. Gene Ontology annotation, cellular component: neuronal cell body; cytoplasm; axon terminus. NCBI's taxonomy places the organism in Eukaryota, Metazoa, Chordata, Chondrichthyes, Chimaeriformes, Callorhinchidae. The record is from RefSeq and is a predicted model, not a curated record. The coding region runs from base 396 to 848 and encodes 150 amino acids. Gene Ontology annotation, molecular function: cuprous ion binding. The transcript is spliced from 6 exons.